This is a messenger RNA of Chelonus insularis, 3974 nucleotides long. RefSeq names its product hybrid signal transduction histidine kinase A-like. The transcript is spliced from 4 exons. NCBI's taxonomy places the organism in Eukaryota, Metazoa, Arthropoda, Insecta, Hymenoptera, Braconidae. The coding region runs from base 522 to 3863 and encodes 1113 amino acids. The record is from RefSeq and is a predicted model, not a curated record.
ACCUUUGGAUUGAUAGGUAUUGAUGCGCGCAAACUCCUGCGACUUUGAAUGACCACGUGGCCCUGGAAGAUGUGACCCGACAGUCAGAAGUGCACCAACCAGCAUUAAACACAGAAGUGCGAGAGUGAUUUCAUCAUUUUCAAUUACUAUCGGCGUUUGUUUAUUAGUGAAAACUCAUUUGUUAUGUAACCUAUAUAGACAAUAAUUAUUAAUAUUUGAUAAAGUGUGUGGUGAUAAAAAUUGUGCGUUAUUAUGCAUAGACAUGUUUUUUAUAGUGUAAUAUUAUUAUCAUAAUGAUUAACACGUUAUCAUACUUAUUACUUGGUUUUAAAAGUUAAAACCGUGAGACCACCCGUUGACAUCGAUACACGUUUGUGCCGGUUGCCGGUUUCAGACAGUUGUUGUUUGUCAUUCCACAGAUACGUUAGUAUCUAACAGCGUAAUAAUAAUUUUAAACAAAUUUUUAUCUAUUUGGACAAGUCUGUAGUGUGUAAAUAUUCCGAUUGGUUACAGACUUUACAAUGAUUGACUCAACACGCAUCCAAGGAUCUAGUGGACUUGCAACUGCAUUGAAAGAUCGAUCCACAUGCCCUAUUCCAGUUCAACCGAAUCGGUCGUUACCAGUACGUCCAGCACCUCACAUACCAUGUAGAGCUAUCACAUCAAAGAAGAUUACCAAUGAUCAACCGACAUCUAAUACAGUUAACAUACCAACACCAUCCAUUUUAUCAAAUUUACAAGGUACUCUUACAUCAACAUCUUUAUCUUCACAAAUGCCAUCGUCAUCUCCAUCAUCAUUGUCAUCGUCAUCGUCACAAUCAUUAAUGAAUAAUGUUCCUCAGCAAUAUUUUCGGUGUACUCUUGAUCUCACGAAAAUUGAUGUUCCAACAUUGCAAAAUACUUCUUGUCAAUCUAUCAUAAAUAUUGUUGAAGCAAAAAAAUGCAAUAAAAAAAAUAAUCAGAAUAUUUCUAAGCGUUUAGGAACAAAAAGAAAACCGGAUAAUGGAUAUAACAAAAAAUCUCAUGAACAUCAUUUUAUUGACAUCUCUAAUAGUCCUGAAAGACAUGGUGUCGAUGAUCUUUACUCAACAACUUAUGAAAAUAACAAUAAGAAAAUUAGUAAUGAAUUGGAGAAAAAUGGUGAAAUCAUCGGUAAAAAACGUCGAAAAAAAGGAAAAAAACCUGAUGAUGAGGAGAUUAAUAGCUUAAAGAUACCACCAUUAAGAUUAAAAAAAAUACAAAGUUUACAAGAAAACCAAACGAGUUAUUUGGAAUCUAUUGAUGAAGAUGAAAAUUCGACGAAAAUAACUGAAAAUAAAAGACCACUCUCUGUAUCUACAUUUAGAUAUUAUCAGCCAGAAGAUCAAGACAAUCGUAACUCAGAAGGCAUUAGGCCAAUCAGCAAAGAACACGCUAGUAAGUAUCGUAUUGUCACUGGCCAAACUCCACCCUAUGAUGAGCGAAUUGACUCAUCGACUGCUUCAAACAAAAACGUGAAAGAAAUGCGUUGCCACCAAAAUAAACUAAAACUGAAAUUACGAGAAUUGAAGAAAAAAACUGUUGAGCUCAGCAGAGUGAUGUUAAAGACUGCUCUUACGUCUCCAUGUACUCCUGUGAAAGAAACUAUUGACUCUUACUCAGAACAAAUUGAAAAACUCACAAAUAUGUUAAAAAUGAUUCCUGAAUCGGUUGCGCAAAGUAACACCGAUUGUGAGAUAAAUAAAGAUAUCGUUAAGAUAUCAUCCCAGGUUUUACCAACCAGCAGCGAUGAUUCUUCAUCUUUUUCUACAAAUAAUGAAAGAAAUAUAUCAUCAUUCAACAACUUACCUUCACCAGAACCACCAAAAUUAUCACCAAAAAUAACAGGAGAUUAUGAAAAUACAAAUCCAAGUCAAAUAAGAAAUAGUCCACCUCAUUUACCUAUAGCUACUUCGAAUAAUGAUAAUGAUUCUGAAAAUGAUUGGGAAAAUUGUGAGCUAUUUAAAAAGUUAUUUAAGCAAGGAGAAGAUAUAUCUAAGCCGUAUAGUAAUAUUGGAUCCACGGAUUCAUUAAUUACUUCACCUAUUAUUACGACUACAACAGGAAGUGUAAUUAGUGAAGAAAUUAAUAUCGAAGAUAAACCAGAAUUUCUUGAUUUAACGUUGUUAGAGAUGCCUAAGACUGAGGUUAGUGUAGAUACCAUUCAGAAUAAUGACGAUGAAGGGAACGUCGGCGAAUUAAAUAUGCAAUGUGAAGUUAGUGAAGUGUUAAAAAUUGAUUUAAGACGUUCACCAAGUCCUGAAGAAAUGAUUAUUGACACUACUAGUACGUUUCAUAGUUUGAAUAAAAGUAAUGACGAUUGUGAUGAUAAUUCUUCUGUGAAAAGUUUGCAUAUUGAUGUUGAUUAUAAUGAAGAAAAUGACACAAAUACUAAUGACAUCCGUGAUAAGAGGAAAUUGCCAGAUACUACGUCGACAAUUCAAUCGAUUAUGACUUCAUCGUGUAAUGUAUCUUCAGAACAUACUAAAAAUCCAUCAAUUGGAAAUAGAGUGAAUGGUGAAAUUGAUCCAAAUAUUGCGAUAUCAAAUGAAUUUCCUACUCUUGGUAGCUGGUUGGCGAAAAUAUCUACAAAACUUCGAAAUCAAUUAUCAAAAAAUGCUGUGUAUGAUGCAAAUAAUUCAAAGCAACAAAUAAUUGUUAAUAAUAAUAACAAUGAAGUACCUGUUUAUGACCAAAAUCAGAAUUUUAAUCAAGAACUGCCAAAAAAAGUAAUUAACUCUGCAACUUUAAACACAAAUAGUAUUAUUGAGUCACAAAUGAAAAAUAAACAAUGGCACGAACAACAACAACAACAACAACUGCAACAACAAUCUCAAAUAGUACAAAGGGCGCAACAUGACAGUUUAACAAAAUCUACACCUUCAAUAUCACCGUCGAUACAUAAAAAAGUUCCAGAAGUGGAACAGCCUAUAUAUCCUCAGAUAUUAAUGGAUAGAUAUUACCCAAGAAAUUAUUCGAUGGAUCCAUAUAGACCUCCAUUAAUUCAUUCUCAAAAUAUUCAAAAUGGGCAAUUACCUGAUAUGCAGAAUGGUCCAAAGCAAUAUCACAUGAAUUCAUCGGUAGCAUCUAUGGUGAACCCAAUGUCAGUGACGCAAAAUCCAGGUUUACCAUAUUGGCAUUCAACAGUUCCUAAGCCGCUUCAAGAACCUAAAAGAGCAUACUCAAAUAUUCCUCUUGGGUAUGAUCCAAUGGCUCUUUCAAAACGUGUUGCAUAUCCUCCAAUACAUCCCAUGAUGUCACCAAUGGCCACGAAUUUCGUUAAUCAACAGUUUCAACAAAUGCACCAACAACGUCAACAGCAACAAAUACAUCCUUCUCAACAGCAGCAAGUUCAAUACGAUAGAAUUUGGCCAAAACCUACUAUGUGUUUACAACCUUCUGAUGCUCAAAUGCAACCAAUGAACUAUCCACCACCUUGGAGAGGUCCUUUAUUACUUGGUCCUGAGAAUUUAGCUGCUAGUAGAAGUUAUGGUUUAAAUAAUAAUUGGACUUCGGACCCAUGUAAUUUAUUAUCUACAUUGGCUCCUACAGCAUUACAAAAUUUAGCUGCUCCCUAUCAAAUGGGACCUCGAGUUAGAAAUGUUAAAGAACGGAUGGAGCAAAAUCGAUCUUGUGAAACCCCGCAUCUAGCUAAAGUUACCUACAGUCCAAAUACUGCAAAAACUUAUGCAUGCUCAAAUUGUGGCCUUCGUGGACCUUUAUUUAAAUGUCUUGGGUGUGAAAUAGCAUAUUACUGUGAUGAAUCUUGUCAAGCUAGGCAUUGGAAUAGGCAUGUUGUAGUUUGUCCAAAAAAAAUGCCGAAACUCAAAAAAGUUGUACCUUAAAUAUUAAUUGUAUUGUGCCUUGAUCUAUUUUUCUGUUUUAUAUAAGUAUAUUUUUAUGUGAUUUGCUAUCGAUAACAAAUGUUUAUUUUAAUAAUCAUAACGUGAUUAAUA